Molecule: messenger RNA, 1582 nt
Organism: Notodromas monacha
Lineage: Eukaryota; Metazoa; Arthropoda; Ostracoda; Podocopida; Cyprididae
Source: the annotation of a GenBank genome assembly
AUGUCUUCCGCGCCGGCAUCAUCAUAUCCACUACACAACAUGACGAAUAUACCUGUCGAACUGUUGCUGAUCCCGCUGUGUUUAACAGCGCUAGUUUCCACCGAAAUUGACAAUUACGUGCCCGACUUGGGAACGAAGCAUUCGAGUGUGCAAUACAGUGUUUUCAAAUCGCCGGCUGCCCCGUGGCAUGCAAAGGAUUUUAGCCGAAGCCCCGUGAUUCGCCGCUUCAGCAUGUAUCAGGAGUUCCGACGCUUGACUGGCGUCGUCAUCAUGGCGGAGAAUCCGUGGGACGAAGUUUUUGUCAAAGAGCCGGCUGGAGGUGGGUGCCGAUCGAAGGCUUCGAGUACAGUUCGGGACACGGCGGCUUUGCACGGAUGUCACUUGGCCGUGUCCGCCGGCUUUUUCAAUACAUCUGAUGGCGCGGUGAAGGAAACGUUGCCCCAGGAGCUAACGUUACCGGCAUCGUCCUCUGAUUUCAUUCCUACCGCGCCGACUCGACUCUACCGUUGUCCCUGCGCCCGCGGAAACAUCGUCCAACUCUCUGUCUCGCUUUCUUGCCCUCUUUCCCGCUCUCCCCCACUGCCUUGGCAGUCCAACGGCCUCGCGUUAGCGCCGGAAACGGGCGAACAAAGGAACGCCAGGGUUGCUGGAUAUACUGUAAUCCACUCGCGUGCUCCCUAUCAAGUCGCGUCGCAUCAGAUGCCCAUGACAAAAAGGUGGAAAACCAGGACACAUUCCGACGCCGCCGGCGUCGUGCACUCUCAGGUCGACGAAAAUGCCACGGAUCAUCGCGGAAAAUCAACUCGCAUCAUCAACAAUAGAAUUCUCAAUGCAGUACUCGAUUUUCGCUUUCGUCACUGUUCUCAGAACAGACACUCGUGCAUUGGAAACGUGGUGACGAAUUCGAGCGUGAUCCAAACAAGUUCGAACCUAAAUGCCCAUUUCGGGCUCUUGCGCACUGGGGAGAUGUUCAUGGGCUACCCGAAUGUGAGCUGCAUUGACGAUUUCAAAGAACUGGUUGUGGGUGCUCUAUGGAUUGUGAGAGACGGGAAGCCGAAUUGGGAACACAGUGCCCAGAUGGAGGAAGUGUCUGUGCAGCAAACCGGUUCUUGGAAGGAUUUCAUGGCUGUUGUUUCAGCCAGGGCAAGUAUAGGCUGGGACAAGCGAGGAAGAAUCAUCCUGGCUGCUGUGGACGGGAAAACGGGAAAAGACGGAACCAAUAUCCCGGGGAUCGCGAGGGUGAUGAUGCACUUCGGCGCCGUGGAAGCCAUCAACUUGGACGGCGGCGGGUCCAUGACCGUCGUGGCGGACGGGAUGGUGUUCAAUGCCCCAUCAGACGCGAAACCGGACGAGAACGACGAGCCCUGGAUUUACAUGACUGCAGAGCGACUGGUCACGUCCAUCAUGUGCUUCAAGAGAAGAUGAUCACUCACUGCUGGAUACAUCGUCACAAUUUCCAAUUCAUAGAGAAUAUAGAUAAAUAAAAACCAUCAUUCACUUUUUGGUCAGUGCAAUGUUCAGUUGUGUUUCUGGUCUAUUAUCGUGUAUUAAACGAUUCAUUGUUUUUGGAGUUGCCAAUUUA